Protopterus annectens (West African lungfish) is the source of this 2145-nucleotide messenger RNA. RefSeq names its product transmembrane epididymal protein 1-like. Bases 265 to 1179 code for a protein of 304 amino acids. The transcript has a single exon. NCBI's taxonomy places the organism in Eukaryota, Metazoa, Chordata, Ceratodontiformes, Protopteridae. The record is from RefSeq and is a predicted model, not a curated record.
GAGAAUUGCUUGUGUAGCAUUGUUCGGAUCUUGUUAACUGCUUUUAAGUACCAGAUGGUUAUUUCAUCCACCUAGUUUACAAAUCAAAGCUACGAGUUUGACAUUUCAUCUCCUGCAUCACAGAGAGUAACAAACGAUUUGGAUUUUCAUCUCAGUAGCAAUGGACUACAGCUUCCACAUUUGUACUGCAUUAUUUUCUCAAUUUCUGACAACUGCUUGACUUGUUAAAGCUUUGUUUUUUUUGCUCUUCGUUAUAAAGAAAAAAUGGGCACUUUUAUUGGUCACAUCUCCCCUGGUCUGGCUUUUCUCUCAUUUGGGAUCUUAUAUGCCUUUCGGCUGUCCAGAAUAUGGCUUCAGGGAAAUGGUUUCCACCCAAUGGGAAAUACUGGAAAGCAACAACCAGGGAGAUGGGGGUGUAUCAAACGCAUCCCAGUUGAAGGAAUUAUGAAGAUCAUUUAUGGGACUCUGGCAGUUUUGGGUGAAUUUUUCUUCCCUCCAGGAACAUAUAAGUUAAUACUGUAUGACCGCACAGCCCCAGAUGCACAUUUUAUGCACCCUAAUGAAUGGCAACAUGUCACAAUGUACUCAUACUUUGCAAUCAGUGGGUGGGUGGACAUUCUCAGCCAGGUGUGUUUACCCAAGAGAUUGCUGCUCAUUGAACACUUGGCACUCAGCCUUGCAUUUUACACAGAAACCCUUCUCAUAGCCUUCCACACGCAUGGUAAAGAGGUUGUAGAAAAGGCGGUUCAUUUUCAUCUGCUGAUCGCUUGCCUAGUGAUGUGUGUCAUCCUGACUGUGGAAUUCUGGAGACCUGAAGAUCCGGUGCUUUGGUUUACUAAGACCUGUCUUGUGAUGAUUCAGGGUACAUGGUUACUGCAUGCAGCCUUCAUUCUCUACAAGCCACCAUCAGGCAAGGCCUGGAAGGAUGAGGAUAUGAGCAACCUGAUGUUUGUUACCAACUUCUUCUCUUGGCAUAUUCUUCUGAACCUGGUACUUUUUGCUACUAUUUUUGGGAUCACUAAGCUGUUUUAUAAGUUUUCGCCCAAUAGUGCUACAAUCGUUAAAAGGCACCAAAAUGGGGAAUACAAGUUCCUCAUGAAUGGUCUCAGUCAAGAUUAUACUACUACUACAGAAACAAUAAAUGAGGAAGAGACACCACUGACUGCUGAUCAUUUUUAAAAGAAAACAGGAAUGUAAGCUGCCUUAUCAUAAAGAUUAUCUUAAACUAUAUUCUUAUCUCUGUUUUCUUCAAAUAUGUGCACAGAAAACUGUAGCUUUCUUUUACUGGUUCUAAUUCCGCUGUGUAUUGCAUGUUCCCUCCUGCCACUGUAAGGCCAUGAAAAAGACACUUAUUUUAAAAUUCUUUUAGACCAUUCUGUACAGCUGACCUUUCCAUUACUUCUUCACAUGUAGCCUAAUUAUUCCUCCUCAGAAGCCUACAGCUGAGUAGGAGACAUAGUUUUAUUUUUGCAAGGGUCUUUGCACUUGAAUACUGACAACAGCCUUACUGUUUCUCAGGGGAUUAGCAUUCAGUGAUGUGCAGCGAUACACAAUGUUUGGCACCAUGUUCCCAUUUGUUUGCUUGCUUCUCCUGUUAUUUGUGGCGCACAGGUCUAAGGGAAUUUCACCCCCCCCCAACCAGCUGCCAAUAAAAGUCAUCUCAGUGACAGCCAAACCCACAUUUUCCACACAGGAAAGGAGAGUUGACAUUAGCUAUUUAUUCUUUCAUCCUUAAAAACAGCUCUUCCACUGACCUGCCCCACAACCCAUACCCACAUCUCCUAGGUCACAGACAGAACUUCAGUGAAGCAGACAGUUUUAUUAUGUUCCAACCAGUAGGGGACCUUACUCCUGGAGAAUGUUUGGGAUGAAUGAUACUGAGGAUACCUAACAGGAAUGCAUAACCCAAGCCAAUCUAGAGCAACAACCAUCCAGUCACACACGUUUACCAUACUAUAUUUUUUCUCCUUGCUUUCACACUGUGUGACUUGCAGAAUGCAUUGUUUUGGGAGGGAUGCUAAACUGCAGAUGCCCAGUCUUGCUGCAUUCUUGGGUAUCAUACCUCUCAACUGUACAGAUUUUUGCACAAUGUCCAGAUUUUUUUUCUCAUAUUUUGGUCCAUUUUUCAUAAAAUUGUAAUUUUCU